Molecule: messenger RNA, 5125 nt
Organism: Perognathus longimembris pacificus (Pacific pocket mouse)
Lineage: Eukaryota; Metazoa; Chordata; Mammalia; Rodentia; Heteromyidae
Gene: Fmnl2
Product: formin like 2
Exons: 26
Coding region: 437-3664 (1075 amino acids)
Biological process (GO): cell migration; cortical actin cytoskeleton organization; regulation of cell shape
Cellular component (GO): cytosol
Molecular function (GO): actin filament binding; small GTPase binding
Source: RefSeq, a predicted model, not a curated record
UGGUUAGCGAGCGAGUGUUUGCUGCUGUGGCCAGCCAGGGCGGCGAGUGUCCGCGGGGGCCGCGGCUUGGGCGGGAGGCCGAGGAAGAGGGACCACGCGCCCGCUGGCCGCGAUCGCUAGCAGGGGGCGGGGUGCCAGCGGAGCAACAUGCCCAGAGGCGCCCGGCGCCCUGACGACCCUUCGCGAGGCAAGGGAGCCGGAGCCGGGCUGGUGUGGCGGAGAGCAUGAGCGAGGCCGGGGGGCGGCUCGGCUCGUAGCGCUGUUGAGGGAGCGGCGAGCGCGGCACGCUCGCGGGGCGAGGCGAAGGGCGGGGAGCCGGGUGGAAAAGCCGGGCAGGUCCGCUGGCUGGCGGGAAACCGACCGCGGGGAGCGGGAGUGAUUUCCGACGCGGACGCGGGGGCCCGGAGCCCUCGGUGGGCUCUAGCGCGCAGCCGACAUGGGCAACGCCGGGAGCAUGGAUUCGCAGCAGACCGAUUUCAGGGCGCACAACGUGCCUUUGAAGCUACCGAUGCCGGAGCCAGGUGAACUGGAGGAACGGUUCGCCGUCGUGCUGAAUGCUAUGAACCUACCUCCUGACAAAGCCAGGUUGCUGCGGCAGUAUGACAAUGAGAAAAAAUGGGAACUGAUUUGUGAUCAGGAACGAUUCCAGGUGAAGAAUCCCCCCCAUACAUACAUUCAAAAGCUCAAAGGCUAUCUGGAUCCAGCAGUGACCCGGAAGAAAUUCAGAAGGCGUGUUCAAGAAUCUACACAAGUGCUAAGAGAACUGGAAAUUUCUUUAAGAACCAACCAUAUUGGAUGGGUUAGAGAAUUUUUGAAUGAAGAAAACAAAGGCCUUGAUGUUCUAGUGGAAUAUCUGUCAUUUGCUCAGUACGCAGUAACUUUUGACUUUGAAAGUGUGGAAAGUACAAUAGAGAGUUCGGUGGACAAAUCAAAGCCCUGGAGUCGAUCCAUCGAGGACCUGCACAGAGGGAGCAACCUGCCCUCACCCGUAGGCAACAGUGUUUCCCGCUCUGGAAGGCAUUCCGUGUUGCGAUAUAAUACUUUGCCAAGCAGAAGAACACUGAAAAACUCAAGAUUAGUGAGUAAGAAAGAUGAUGUUCAUGUCUGCAUCAUGUGUUUACGAGCCAUCAUGAAUUAUCAGUAUGGUUUCAACAUGGUCAUGUCUCAUCCACACGCUGUCAAUGAGAUUGCACUAAGCCUGAACAACAAGAACCCCAGGACAAAAGCCCUUGUUUUAGAGUUGUUGGCAGCUGUUUGUCUGGUCAGAGGCGGCCAUGAAAUCAUUUUAUCAGCUUUUGAUAACUUCAAGGAGGUUUGUGGAGAAAAACAGCGCUUUGAGAAGUUGAUGGAACAUUUUAGGAAUGAAGACAAUAACAUAGAUUUUAUGGUGGCCUCUAUGCAGUUUAUUAAUAUUGUGGUUCAUUCAGUAGAAGACAUGAACUUCAGAGUUCACCUCCAAUAUGAAUUUACCAAAUUAGGCCUGGAUGAAUACCUGGAUAAGCUGAAGCACACAGAGAGUGACAAGCUGCAAGUCCAGAUUCAGGCUUACCUGGACAACGUGUUUGAUGUAGGAGCUCUGCUUGAAGAUGCAGAAACUAAGAAUGCAGCCUUGGAGAGGGUGGAAGAACUGGAAGAAAACAUCUCUCAUCUAUCCGAAAAAUUGCAAGACACGGAGAAUGAAGCCAUGUCCAAGAUUGUGGAACUGGAAAAGCAGCUCAUGCAGAGGAACAAGGAACUGGACGUGGUCCGGGAAAUCUAUAAAGAUGCUAAUACUCAAGUUCAUACAUUAAGAAAAAUGGUCAAAGAAAAAGAAGAAGCCAUUCAAAGACAGUCUACCCUGGAAAAAAAGAUACAUGAACUGGAGAAACAAGGAACCAUUAAAAUUCAGAAGAAAGGAGAUGGAGACAUCUCCAUACUUCCAGUUGUAGCUUCUGGCACAUUAUCUACAGGGUCAGAAGCAGUAGCUGGUAACUAUGUGGGAGCUUUGCCCCCUCCUGCCCCACCACUACCUCUGUCAUCAGAUACACCCGAAGCAGUGCAAAAUGGUCCAGUAACACCAUCAAUGCCGCCACCCCCACCUCCUCCCCCGCCCCCUCCCCCACCUCCUCCCCCUCCUCCCCUGCCAGGUCCUGCAGCUGAGACUGUGCCAGGCCCACCUCUCCCACCACCUCCUCCUCCCUCUGCACCCCCACUCCCUGGGACAUCUUCACCCACAGUGGUUUUCAACUCAGGAUUAGCAGCUGUGAAAAUUAAGAAGCCAAUCAAGACGAAGUUCAGAAUGCCAGUGUUUAACUGGGUCGCUUUGAAGCCCAAUCAGAUCAAUGGCACAGUCUUCAAUGAAAUUGAUGAUGAGCGGAUUUUGGAGGACCUAAAUGUGGAUGAAUUUGAGGAAAUAUUCAAGACAAAAGCCCAGGGCCCUGCCAUUGAUCUUUCUUCAAGCAAGCAGAAAACAACACAAAAAGGAUCAAACAAAGUGACGUUACUAGAAGCAAAUAGGGCCAAAAAUCUCGCCAUCACAUUAAGGAAAGCUGGGAAGACUGCAGAUGAAAUUUGCAAAGCUAUUCAUGUAUUUGACUUGAAGACACUGCCUGUAGACUUUGUAGAAUGUUUGAUGAGGUUCUUGCCCACUGAGAAUGAAGUGAAAGUUCUCCGGCUCUAUGAGCGGGAAAGAAAGCCCUUGGAGAACCUGUCAGAUGAAGACCGCUUCAUGAUGCAGUUCAGUAAAAUUGAGCGGCUCAUGCAGAAGAUGACCAUCAUGGCCUUCAUUGGGAACUUCACAGAAAGUGUUCAGAUGCUGACCCCCCAACUGCAUGCAAUUAUAGCAGCAUCUGUCUCUAUAAAGUCAUCCCAAAAGCUCAAGAAAAUUCUGGAGAUCAUCUUGGCCCUUGGAAAUUAUAUGAAUAGCAGCAAACGAGGAGCAGUUUAUGGAUUUAAACUUCAGAGUUUAGAUCUGCUCUUAGACACAAAGUCAACAGACCGAAAACAAACGCUGUUGCACUAUAUAUCAAACGUUGUAAAAGAAAAAUACCACCAAGUGUCUCUAUUUUAUAAUGAGCUUCAUUAUGUGGAAAAAGCUGCUGCAGUCUCUCUUGAGAAUGUUCUGCUGGAUGUCAAGGAGCUACAGAGGGGCAUGGACCUGACCAAAAGGGAGUACACCAUGCAUGACCACAACACGCUGCUGAAGGAGUUCAUUUUCCACAAUGAGGGGAAGCUGAAGAAGCUGCAGGACGAUGCUAAGAUUGCACAGGAUGCCUUUGAUGAUGUGGUGAAGUAUUUUGGAGAAAACCCCAAGACAACACCCCCCUCUGUCUUCUUUCCUGUGUUUGUCCGGUUUGUGAAAGCCUAUAAGCAAGCAGAAGAUGAAAACGAGCUGAGGAAAAAGCAGGAACAGGCUCUUAUGGAAAAACUGCUGGAGCAAGAAGCUCUGAUGGAGCAGCAAGACCCGAAGUCUCCUUCCCAUAAAUCAAAGCGGCAGCAACAAGAGUUAAUUGCAGAGUUGAGGAGGCGACAAGUGAAAGAUAACAGACAUGUUUAUGAGGGGAAGGACGGAGCCAUUGAAGAUAUCAUCACAGUGCUGAAGACUGUGCCCUUUACUGCUCGAACUGCCAAGCGUGGCUCUCGGUUUUUCUGCGAACCCGUUCUCACUGAGGAAUACCAUUACUAAACUAUUGCUCUUUCUCACCUGAUGCUAUUAAAAGGUUGCUACAGGUUUUUGGACUUGUUCUGUUCCCCUCCAUGUGUGUAUUAGGGCCAGCUAACAUGUUAGCCUGGAACCACCAUCUCCAUCGUAUUGCAUUUGUGUUGUCUUGCUGCAUGGUUUUGCAUCUGCCAUUACAGUGCACGCAUUGCUACUCCACUUUGAGAACAUUAUGUGCCUGCAUUCCUGCAAUUCUGGGAUGUGUGACAGUUAAUAGAAUGGCUUUCAGAAAUGAUCAGAAAUGAUUUGAGAAUCAGGAUGGGAAAGUGGAUUGCAAGUAUGUUAUGUAACUACUUUAAUAAAACUACAUUAAUAAUAACCACUGAGCUUAUUUAUUGGGCACUUACUGUGCUCUAAUAGGUUUGUACUAUUAAAACAAUCUCUUUUUUUUAACGCAGUUAGCAUGCUUUGGAAGUAAAAUUAUCCACUAAUCAAAAGGGCUCAGAAAAUGCUGUAUUUUCAGAAGGAACUAGACCUUUGUCAACUGUCUCACACAAAGUGUGCUAGACCCCAUUAUAUGGGCUUAAGACUGGAGCCCUUUUGACCUAAAAACCCAUGUAUGCUGACAAUGGCAAUUCAUGGCCUCAUGACAUGCCAUCAUGGGCAUGUCACCUCUAUUCACUGUCAUGCCCAACUUGAGCAGUUCCUUGUGGGAGCAGAGUUGUGAGGCAGGAAGUGAAAAUGAAGCGAUAACAGCUCCCGGCCAUUGACUUCAUGCCUCUCACUGGUGGCUCUGUUCCAUGUCAAAGCAAGUCUUUCCUCUGUGCUGUGGUCCUAUCUGGACCUGCUUUUUUCAGUCAGGAUGGUGGCACCAAAAACACCAAUAAGAAAUACUUACAAUCGGAAAAGGCCACUUUUCUUAGAACUCAAAAAACAAUCAAACCUGGCUUCAUUUUUGAUGCUUAAGAGGGAACAAUCUUCUCUCCGUACUUAGUUGAUUAGGAAAAGAGAAGAGAUGAUGAGUCUAAUUGGGAUUAGCCACUGAUUGAUUCCAGGCUGUGAUUGACAUGGAAUGGGAUGCUUAUUUCGUGACAUAACCAUUUCAUGGAUUCUAUCUGUUAUGUGUGCUUGUCUUUGAAGAUACCAAAAGACAUAGUGUCUUUGCCUGCUCUGUAGUGAACUUACCCACCAGUGCUUAUUAACAGGCUGGAAACUGUCACCUGCCAAGGCUGUUUGCUCUUAAAUUUUGCUGCUGGACUGUCUUUCUGGAGACCAUCUUAAAAGCAGCUUGGAACUGGGUGGUCAGAGAGCUGGGUGGGAAGACACACUUAGCUUUCCCUUGUUAUUUCUAACACUACUUAAAGUAAUGGUCUCCCCUCUCCUUCGUUGGCUAACAUGCCUGGGAAUGUUAAGCACUAAGUUGAGUUGCUUUCCAUUUUCAUCCCAUUUUUACUUAACCAUCAUUUUGUGUUUUUGUUCUUUUUUUUC